Messenger RNA from Tinamus guttatus (white-throated tinamou), 237 nucleotides. RefSeq names its product mitotic spindle organizing protein 1 (gene MZT1). NCBI's taxonomy places the organism in Eukaryota, Metazoa, Chordata, Aves, Tinamiformes, Tinamidae. Gene Ontology annotation, biological process: microtubule nucleation by interphase microtubule organizing center; gamma-tubulin complex localization; mitotic spindle assembly. The record is from RefSeq and is a predicted model, not a curated record. Gene Ontology annotation, cellular component: spindle; centrosome; interphase microtubule organizing center.
CGGAGGGGGCGCCAUGGCGAGCAACGCCGCCAGCCUCAACGCCGUGCGGGAGACCAUGGACGUUCUGUUUGAGAUUUCAAGAUUGUUAAACACUGGCUUGGAUAUGGAGACCUUGUCCAUUUGUGUACGGCUUUGUGAACAGGGGAUAAAUCCAGAAGCAUUAUCAUCUGUUAUUAAAGAACUGCGUAAGGCUACAGAAGCUCUAAAGGCUGCUGAAAAUAUGACAAGCUGACAAGA